This is a messenger RNA of Glarea lozoyensis ATCC 20868, 1317 nucleotides long. Its product is annotated as Pectin lyase-like protein. Gene Ontology annotation, molecular function: polygalacturonase activity. Gene Ontology annotation, biological process: carbohydrate metabolic process. The transcript has 6 exons. Lineage: Eukaryota; Fungi; Ascomycota; Leotiomycetes; Helotiales; Helotiaceae. The record is from RefSeq and is a predicted model, not a curated record. Bases 1 to 1317 code for a protein of 438 amino acids.
AUGCUCCUAACCAACACCCUCACCCUCUUCGCCACCCUCCUAACCACCUUCUCCACCCUCACAACCUCCACCCAACACCACUACAACGGUCCCAAAAACCCCUCCGAAUUCCGCAAACACUGUCCUUACACCCCUCACCACAACUCCCGUCGCAAGAUCUACAUUCGCCCCUCGCGCAACGCCAAAGACGACAUCUCCGUCGACCUCCUGCGUGGUCUCAAGCAGGCAAACCACGGCGGCACCCUCGUGUUACCAAAAGGUCAAACCUUUGUCAUCGGCAAGAAACUCGAUCUCACGUUCCUCAACAAUGUGGAGCUCAAUCUCGAGGGUGAGAUCUUGUUUACGGAUGAUAUCAAGUACUGGCAGAGUAACUACUAUUACCAUCCGUUCCAGAAGAGUAUUAGUUAUUGGAAGUGGGGCGGGAAGGAUAUUCGGAUCUGGGGGAAUGGCACGUUGAAUGGGAAUGGACAGGCUUGGUAUGAUGGGUUUGCUGGGUUGGAGAUUUUGGAUCCGAAUAAUACUUAUCUGAGACCGAAUUUGUUUUAUGCUGAGAAUGCAACGAAUUUGUAUAUCGAGGGCAUAAGAUUCAAGAAUUCAGCAUGUUGGACGAAUUUCGUGGUUACUUCCAAGAACGUCGUCUACGACAACGUGAUCAUUGAGAAUGUAUCCUCCAACAAAAACCUCCCCAAAAACACCGACGGCUGGGACUCCUACAACGUCGAUGGUCUCACCGUACGUAACGCCUGGGUCAACAUCGGCGACGACUGUUUCAGUCCUAAACCGAAUACCUCCAACAUCCUCGUCGAGAAUCUGUACUGUAAUGGCACGCAUGGCGUGAGUAUGGGGAGUAUCGGUCAGUAUGCGGGAGUUAAGGAUUAUAUCUAUAAUGCGUGGAUUGAGAAUGUAAUUAUGUUGAAUGCGCAGAAUGGCGCGAGACUUAAGGGAUGGGCAGGCCCGAAUGUCGGAUAUGGAUAUAUCCAAAACGUCACUUUCAAGAACUUCUACAACUAUAACGUUGACUGGCCAAUCGUACUCGACGCUUGUUACUUCAACGUCAACGCCUCAACAUGCGCCGCCUACCCCUCCCGCGUCGACAUGAAAGACAUCCACUUCCAGAACUUCACCGGGUCCAGCAGCGGCGUGAACGGACGCAAAGUAGCAAAGUUGACGUGCUCGCCCAACGCCGUGUGUUCGAAUAUCAAACUCGAUGAUAUCGAUCUUACGAGUCCGAAGGGGAGUCCGCCUGUGAUUGUGUGUGAUGGGAUUCAGGGGUCUGUGGGGGUUGCUUGUGUGCCGGGAAAUACGACGGGGAUUUAG